AUGACCAGUCCGGCCAUCCGGGAACGCAACUUCAUCAACAUCACCGGCGAACCCAACGCAGGACGCCAUGCACGCCGAAUCCACGUUCGCCGGACGGUGAUGAAAAACUACCACAGACAAAGACGGCAGAAGAAGAAACUCCCGUCCAAACAAGGCCCUGCAGCCUCUUCUCUAGGCUCUGAACAGGCCACACAAUCGUCUUCGCCGUAUUCGUCGAAUUUAUCCCUGCUCGAUGGACGGUCACCAAACGAAGUUGUGCUCGACCCUGCGGCGUCCAGCCUAUUCCGUGCGAAGGCCCACGACAACCCGAUCCAUGCCCAGAUAAGCACCUCCAUCAUAAGGUUCUUGUGCGGAUUGGUCGUCAAAGCCAGACAGAGCAUUUGCCAUGUUGGCUUCAUCCACCACGCCGCUCUGGAAGCUGAAAGCCCAUCGAACCAUUUUCUCGCGACGUGUAGGGACAUCUUGUCCAGCCAUCAUGAUUCCACAGCCCCAAGCCCAAGUUCACCAGCGCUCUGGGAGAGAGUACACGUCGCGCAGGAAGACAUUUAUGUGACAUGCGCCCAGAUGAACAACUGGCAGCUUCUUUCUGCCGCCCAGGCCAUCACGUUGUAUAUACUCGCACGGUUCAGGAAUGGCAAGGACGACAGAUUCCCACACAUGGAUAUCGCCUUGCUGUUUACGUUGAGAAAAGUUUUCAGCCACCUCAAAGCCGACUAUCUCUCCGACGGGUACCAUAACCGCAAAUGUGGUCCGCCUGCCAUUCCCACGUCGAGUUGGCGGGAUUGGAUCUUCCACGAAUCAGUCAGCAGAACAGCGACAGUAUACUUUCUCCUGACAGUGGUUGUAUCUAUGGAUUUUGGCAUCGAGUGUGAUCAAGCCGACCGCUGGAGAGUUGAAGACAUGCUAUUGCCCGGAGCCAAGGCAUCAUGGGAGGCUCGCGAUGAAGUAGCCUGGCGGAGUAGUACCUCGGUCAGCGGGAAUGUGGAUAGACUCCCAUUCACGUUAAGGCUCGGCGACCUUGCGAGUGUAGACUCGAGCAGCGGUCUGCAGGCCCAGAUAGCCGCAUGGCAAGAGGAAUUAGACGAAUUUGGCAUGGUUAUUACGCUCGCAGGUCAAAUGCUGAUGGAUUAA
This is a messenger RNA of Exophiala spinifera, 1131 nucleotides long. RefSeq lists its product as uncharacterized. The transcript is spliced from 3 exons. The record is from RefSeq and is a predicted model, not a curated record. NCBI's taxonomy places the organism in Eukaryota, Fungi, Ascomycota, Eurotiomycetes, Chaetothyriales, Herpotrichiellaceae. Bases 1 to 1131 code for a protein of 376 amino acids.